Messenger RNA from Antechinus flavipes (yellow-footed antechinus), 2472 nucleotides. It is a transcript of the gene NOXRED1, whose product is annotated as NADP dependent oxidoreductase domain containing 1. Gene Ontology annotation, biological process: L-proline biosynthetic process. The coding region runs from base 49 to 1164 and encodes 371 amino acids. Lineage: Eukaryota; Metazoa; Chordata; Mammalia; Dasyuromorphia; Dasyuridae. The record is from RefSeq and is a predicted model, not a curated record. Gene Ontology annotation, molecular function: pyrroline-5-carboxylate reductase activity. The transcript has 7 exons.
UUGAGCAGACUAUCUCUACAACUCACUCCUUGGCUAGGACUGGAAGAUAUGGAGUUUUCAGACUUGAUGGACAAUCUGCCAUCCCUGCAAUUUGAACAUGGGCUUCAGGAGGAAGAAAUCCCGUGGCUGUUUCUUCAGAGCCGUUCCCGAGGAUUGAUGAUCCAAGCCUGUGCCCACGCAGCUUUCUUCUGCAGACUACUCUGGGUCUUGAGGAAAAUGGAAGACAGCACCUUAGUUUCUAUGCUCCCUUUAGAAGAGGAGGAAGAAGAUUCUUAUAAAAAACCUUCCGAAAAAGAACUGAGAGUGGGCAUUAUUGGAGGUGGACGACUGGGAAGGCAACUGGUUUUAGUGUUACUCCACCGGGCUUUUAUCCCUCCUCAGAAUCUUCAUAUCUCCACUCGGAGGCCAGAGAUCCUGAAUGACUUCCAGAAGAUGGGGAUACAAUGCUUUUAUCAUAACCGUUUUCUGGCAGAGUGGGCCAAUCUGAUCUUCCUCUGCUGUUUGCCAUCCCAGCUACCUCACAUUUGCAUGGAAAUCAACCCAAGGCUUGACAAAUCUUGCAUUGUAUAUAGCCUGGUCACUGCUGUCCCUCUGCUUAGGCUGAAGCAGCUGCUGUGCCACACCUCCAUUUUACGCCCCCAGUAUCAGUGUGCUGAAAACUAUGUUGAUAUUUGGGGGUCUAAUGAGGACAUCCCGUCUGCACUUCAAGAUCCUGACAUAGUUCAUGCCUCUUCUCCUUACAGCCCUGACGGAGGAGUAACUGUCAACAUCAAGUGGCUGGAGGCAGUUUUCUACGCAGCUCUCAAUACCUGCACAUUAAAGAAAAUACCCUACCAACAAGUGCUAGAGAUACUCACUAACUUGUGUCUCUCUAUUCAUCCACAAACUUGUGGGGAAGAUAAGUCUAAUUGCCCUAGGUUCAUUGUUACAGAUUUUGUCAAUCAAGCCUUUGCCAAGACCCUAAAUCCAAGCAAUGUUUUCCCUUGGUUUGAUUUGAUCACUGUGCAACUCAAAGAAACUCCCUUUAGCCAGCACCUAGGAAAAACUGUGACUCUCCAGGAACACUUAACAGUUCUCUACUGUGCUUCAUUUGGCGUAUCACUUUCCCAAGAAAUAGAAGAGGAGGAAGAAAGAGAAGAAGAAGAGAAGGCUCCAGGUCCAUAGCCCUGAAAGACAACUUUUUCAGCUGCUAGGGGAAUCUUCAGACUUAUCAGUAUGAUUCCCUCCUCCCCAGAUCAGCCCACUUAAUGAUGGGCCUUCACUUUUACUGCUGGCAGUAGUAGCUGUUUUAUUUAGCAGUAACUGUUGGUAGAUCUACAUAAAUAUAAAAGUUUUGCUUAAUUUGAUGAUAAAUACACCAAGCUAAGAGAGUGGAAACAUAUCAUAGUAUUGUGUUUACUACAAACUGAGCACCGAAGAAAAGGAAAAAUUAUGCUGUCAGCUCUUAAAACUAUAGUUAAAAAAACAUAUUACAUUAAAGGUGAAUUUGGCUUUUAGAGAUCACCAAUAUAACCUAAACAUUGACUCACUUAAGAACAGUCUUUUGAUACUGCUUCUUGUUCAAAAGUCUAAAUUUACAGUUCUAAUGUAAUAUCAUUACAUUCUGCAACUUCUUUCGUAGAGGAACAUAUUCUGAAUAAGAAAAAUGGAUGAAUGACAAUAUUGUGAUAAAAUAGAUGGUGCAAAUUAGUUGACCAAGUUUUGAUUCUCUUCAUAUGUUUAUUUCAAUUAGAUAAGUUUUUUUGUGAAAAAUUGUUUCAAUGAGCCAUUCUUGUUAAAUAACUUAUAUUUAUUUUAAAUGAAGUCAUCUUGCAAAAUAUAAAAUUAUUUUUUAAAUAAAUGCAAUGUCUAAAUACAUUUACUUUCUAAAUGUUUUAUAAUUCCUUUUUUCUCCAAUAAUAAAAUACAAACAGUAGUAUUAUGAUGUCAAGAUUGUCACAUAAGAUGAUGCUGUACGGUCUAGAGAACUCGGACUGAAAAUUAUUCAGAGUAAAUGUAAUUUUCCAUGGUAUUAGUUAAUCUUUUACAUUUUGGUUUUUGCAUGAUUGUGAGCCAGCUAAGCUCAAUGGUGUGAUAUUAGAGCAUUUUUAGCCUACAUUUUGGUUUUAGCAUGGAAGAAAAUUUUUUCAUCCAAAUGUGAUGUUUGGCUUGAAUUACAAUUUGAGAAAUGAAUUCUUCUCUAAUAAUUGGAGGAAAUAACAUGUCACAGACUCUUCUGAUUUAGUAUAGACCAGAAAAGUUUUAAGAUUUUAAAAGUAAAAUUAAGAACAGCAAAAGCUUUUGAAGCUAUAUUGGUGUCCUAAUUCAGCUUUCAUAGGAAUAUUUGACUUAAAAUUUCUUUUUGGGAAGAGAUUAUGGAUGAGUGAGCCUUAACCUAAUUGCCAUUUAAGAAAUGCUUGAGUGACAUUACAAAGUAUAGUGUAUUAGGUGAACUCAAGGCCCAAAUCUAUAAUAAAUGACAAAUUCGACUCA